Messenger RNA from Styela clava, 1956 nucleotides. Its product is annotated as glucose dehydrogenase [FAD, quinone]-like. Lineage: Eukaryota; Metazoa; Chordata; Ascidiacea; Stolidobranchia; Styelidae. Gene Ontology annotation, molecular function: flavin adenine dinucleotide binding; choline dehydrogenase activity. Gene Ontology annotation, cellular component: mitochondrial inner membrane. The record is from RefSeq and is a predicted model, not a curated record.
UAAUAUAAUUCGAGAAAACAUAUUAUCGUUUUAUUCUUCAUAUUAGUGGAUCUAUAUGACUUUCAAAAUGAGUUACCUUCGUAAGUUAUUGAUGGGGUUGCUUAUUUUGUUGGGUGAACGAGAAUUGGACCCCAUUGUGAGAAAAAAAGCUGACGAUUCUUACGAUUUUAUUGUGGUUGGAUCUGGACCUGGAGGGGCAACUGUAGCAAGUAGAUUAUCAGAAAUGCCAGAUGCAAAAAUUUUAUUGCUGGAAGCAGGUGAAAGUGAUUUGAAAGAUUCACGUAUAAAAGUGACAACCCGGGCGCGUGAACUUGCUAAAACAGAUAUAGACUGGAAAUAUGAAACUGAGAAAGUGUCACGAUAUCCAUUUGUUGAUCGGACUUUUUCGAUUCCACGAGGAAAAACUCUAGGAGGAAGCAGUUCCAUCAAUUACGGUGCCUAUAUCAGGGGUUCACCGCUUGAUUUUGAUUCCUGGGAAGACUCGGGAGCUGCAGGAUGGGGAUGGAAUAAUGUUGAACCUUAUUUUCGCAAAGUGGAAAACGCAACAAUGGAAGGAAUGUCAGCUAAACUAGGAAAGAAUGGAAAUUUAAAAUUAUCCAGAAACCAUAUUAAGCCAUCAAAAGCUUGGAAUUUAUUUACAGAAGCAGCAGCCGAAAUAGGUAUAAAACCAACUAAUAAUAUUGAUGACAUGGAAGGAAUCAGUCCAAUGACAUUUACGUCAUACAAAGGAAUCAGGCAGAAUUCAGUGACGGCCUACAUUCGUCCAAUACAAUAUCAACGGAAAGACCGACUUCAUAUUGUCACAGGAGCUCUUGUAUCAAAAAUUUCAAUAGAUACAAAAUCUGAAUCCGUAGCCAGAGCAUAUGGUGUUGAGUACUUGAAAAAUGGAAAAUAUCAUACCGUACAAGCAAACAAAGAAGUUAUCAUUUCAGCUGGUGUAAUAGGAACACCACAAAUUCUGCUUUUGUCUGGAAUAGGUCCACAAGAGGACUUACAAAAUCUUGGUAUUCCUGUAAUAAAGAACUUACCUGGAGUUGGAUCAAAUUUGCAGGAUCAUUGGUUUAAUCCGGUAGACUUCAUGACCAAUUUAACAAAUCCUCCACCGGUAGGGAAUCCAAUGAUGCAGUAUAUACUCAACGGAACCGGUCUUAUGGGCAUGGACCAACAUGUCACAACCAUCUUCAGGAAAACACGAUUGAGUGGCACACCAACAAGUUUGAGUUCAAGAAGACGACCGUUUCCUGAAAUUCAGCUGUACCUGAGAGAACGUCCAGCGUUACCAAGUAUUAGCAUAUUCGCCCAGCUGUUGCAUCCUAAAUCGAAGGGAACAAUAAAAUUGAGUUCAAGAGAUAUACGGGAUCAUCCAGUAAUCGACGCAAACUUUUUUGGCCAUGAAGAUGAUGUACGAGUCCUUACAGAAGGAUUUCGUUUGAUUGAGAAGUUUGAGAAAUCUUCUUUCUUUCAAAAAGCUGGAGCUAAAAUGGUUAUGCCUGCCAACUGCAAUGGAUCGAUAUAUGGGAAUCCCCCAAGGAGUGACAAGUUUUAUAAUUGUCUUAUAUGGGAGAGAAGUGGUACAGGAUUCCAUCCAUGUUGCACUGCUAAAAUGGGAUUGCGCUCUGAUAAAUAUUCUGUCGUUGAUUCACACCUGAGAGUGAUUGGCAUCAAAGGUCUUCGUGUGGUUGAUGCUUCCGUGUUUCCACAUCAAAUAUCGUCGAAUACUCAAGCCACGGUGUAUAUGAUCGGUGAAAAAGCAGCAGAUAUGAUAAAAGAAACUUGGCAAACAUCAAAAGUCUAAUGUCACUAGUUUUACGUGGUUGUUAGUUGUUUACCGCAGUCCAUAAAAUGUCCACAUACAACAUUUCUUGUUCUAGUCUCGAUGUUUAACCCCAAUUAUGUCCUGAUUUUUGCUUAAAAUAAAAAAAUCCAGGCUCAAUAUUUACGCUGAGGCUAACAAGA